AUGUCUUUUAAAUCAUUUAAAGUUUUCACAGUUUACACAAUUCAAUUAUUAAUUUUAUUUACAUUAGAAUGUGCUGCAGACGAAGCUUGUGAAACGAUACCGACUGAAAUUCAUGUCACAAAAGAGGAAUAUGAUGACAUGGGUAGGUUACUACGAUCUUGCAGCGGCGAAGUUAGUGUCAACAAAUGUGAAGGCAUGUGCAGUAGUCAAGUACGACCAUCAAUUUCAGCACCUACGGGAUUUUCAAAGGAAUGCUUCUGCUGCAGAGAAAAUUUCUUACGUGAGCGUUUGGUGACUUUGAAUCACUGUUACGAUCCCGAUGGUAUUAGGCUUGAAGACGAAGACAGUGCUAUCAUGGAAGUGCGACUUCGAGAACCCGACGACUGCAAAUGCUACAAAUGUGGAGAUUUCAGCCGUUAAAUAUUAAAGCCAACCUUGUUCAAAUUUUAUACCGAUAUAUUCACAACGGAAAAAGGAGAAAACACACUUAGUUAUUAUUUUACUCAUUAAGUAUUAGCUAUCAUGUAGAAAGAAAAUUGGUCAAAGGUUUUGAAAAAACAAAAACAAUGUAUUUAAUUAAUAAAAAUAAUUCAUUG
Molecule: messenger RNA, 596 nt
Organism: Trichoplusia ni (cabbage looper)
Lineage: Eukaryota; Metazoa; Arthropoda; Insecta; Lepidoptera; Noctuidae
Gene: Pburs
Product: partner of bursicon
Exons: 3
Coding region: 1-420 (139 amino acids)
Biological process (GO): G protein-coupled receptor signaling pathway
Cellular component (GO): extracellular region; bursicon neuropeptide hormone complex
Molecular function (GO): neuropeptide hormone activity; G protein-coupled receptor binding
Source: RefSeq, a predicted model, not a curated record